This is a messenger RNA of Penicillium argentinense, 1281 nucleotides long. RefSeq names its product tafazzin. The transcript is spliced from 4 exons. Gene Ontology annotation, cellular component: mitochondrial membrane. Lineage: Eukaryota; Fungi; Ascomycota; Eurotiomycetes; Eurotiales; Aspergillaceae. The record is from RefSeq and is a predicted model, not a curated record. Gene Ontology annotation, molecular function: 1-acylglycerophosphocholine O-acyltransferase activity. Gene Ontology annotation, biological process: inner mitochondrial membrane organization; cardiolipin acyl-chain remodeling. The coding region runs from base 1 to 1281 and encodes 426 amino acids.
AUGGAUAAAUGUGUCCGCCGAGAAGUCGCGGUUUUCCUCCAGCGCAACCCCAGCUUCGACAAAGGGUCUCGCUACCCAGGCCACUCGCUGCGUGCUCGAGACGCGAAGCUCGUCUAUGGAUUUUUUGUAGCGUGCGCAUCUCCUCAAGCCAGCACCAUGGACUGCGGCGCAACGGCCGAGGCCCCGUCCCUCCCCUGGCGGACCUGGUCUAACACAACAAUGUGGGGAGUGGCCGGUCUGUGUCGCGCAUUUCUCUCGACUCUAUGCCAUGCGGAGGUCCACGGUUACGACGAAUUCACUGCCCUGCUGGACUCACGGAAGGACCCGGCGCAAAGAUCGAGGGGUUUGAUUACCGUAUCGAAUCAUAUCAGUGUAAUGGAUGACCCAUUGAUCUGGGGAUUACUUCCUAUGCGUUUCUGGAACAAGCGGUGGUCAUUCGGUAGCCAUGAUAUCUGCUUCCAAACUAGACCUCUGUCAUUCUUCUUCACCAUGGGCCAAGUUUUGCCUACCCACCGUCUUGCCCAUUCUUCCUUCGGAGGACUGGGCCAACCCGCCAUCACCGAAGCUGUUCGACUGCUUUCCAAGGGCCCCUUCGCUGUUGACCACCACCGUGCCACCCCCGAACGUCAGUGUUUUAGUCUCCAGAAUGUCUGCAUCGACCCUUUUUCAGACCUUUCAAUCGCGUACACCACCAAUGGUGAGGAUGCUCAUCUGGCACCCUCUGCAUACUCCCGAAACUCCCAUUCAUGGGUUCACAUCUUCCCCGAGGGAAAGAUCCACCAGGCGCCUCGCAAGACAAUGAGAUACUUCAAGUGGGGUGUUGCACGACUGAUCCUCGAAGCGAACGAAUGCCCGGACGUUGUUCCGAUGUGGAUCCAGGGAUUUGACGAUAUCAUGCACGAAAGCCGCGAGUUCCCCCGAUUUCUCCCUCGGCCCGGAAAGGAUGUCAGUGUGACCUUCGGGUCGAAGGUCGACACCGACGAGAUAUUCGGGGAAAUGCGAUCACGUUGGCAGAAGCUGAGGGCUAAGAUCGAGAAGAGAGACCCGCAAUCUCGAGAUCUCCCCGCUGGAGUUUUGAGCGAUGAACUGCUUCAUAACAAAGAAGCAGUUGAACUGCGCAAAGAAGUCACCAUGAAGAUUCGAAACCUUGUCCUUGAUGUACGACGCACACGCGGUCUCCCAGACGAAGACCCUAAGGAGGGACUCGUCGAGACAUGGCUCGAAGAGGGACCUAAGCGUGAAGGCCACAUGAAGGACGACUCCUGGGUCCGAGACAUCUGA